Peromyscus leucopus (white-footed mouse) is the source of this 1138-nucleotide messenger RNA. RefSeq names its product chromosome 16_21 C2orf92 homolog. NCBI's taxonomy places the organism in Eukaryota, Metazoa, Chordata, Mammalia, Rodentia, Cricetidae. The transcript has 9 exons. The record is from RefSeq and is a predicted model, not a curated record. Bases 65 to 892 code for a protein of 275 amino acids.
UGUUGGGUCUUUGAGAAAUCUAGGAGAAUGGUUCUUCCCUGAUGGUGUGCUGGCUGUGGCAAAGAUGAGCGACACUGUGUUCUUCUCCUUUGUUCUCUACCUGGGCAGCCAGUGGGGCGGAGAGCCUCACUCUAUCCCUGUGACUGAAGGUAUGAAGAACAACUUUUCCUCAAGUUCAAAGCAUCUUGAUGAAGAUUUGGCGAAACUAUUUGAUGACAUCAUGCUGCAGGUGUUCACCAGCAAUCUAGAUGACGUAUCAAAAGAGGCGAGAACAGCUGGGAGACUGAUCACCUGGAGAGACGUGAAUGAAACUCACCUCCACCUGAACAGCUUCAACAAUUCUGAGUUUGCGUCAAGUUCACAUACUCAAGAGGACCAUUUGGCUAAGAUAUUUGAUGAGAUCCUGCUGCAGGUCUUUUCCAACGACCCAAAAUAUUUAUCAAAAGAAGACGCCAGAGCAGCUGAUGAGCUGGUUAAGUGGAGAGACUUGGUGAAGGAAGCUCAUGUUGCUGAGAAGAUGAAUAAGGAAUCGUCUCUAUUCAACAGGGAUGUAAACUAUCAAUUAACUACUGCCGCCAAAGAAACACUCCAAAGAUUAGUUAUUCGAGAUGCUCACAGUGAGGGUCUACCUUGCAGACAGCUGCUGAGCUUCCUGCAGAAGAAUAUCACCACCGCCUCCAUCUCUGUGGCCGCAAUCCUCCUGGUCACGGUGUUCGUGGUGCUUCUACUGGUCACGUAUAUAAAGCGGAAACAGCCAAGGUAUCCUCCGGCGAACAUGACGUACAAUAUUUUCAUAAUGAACGGGAAGGCUUGGUGGCAAAAGUCUCAGGAAAAGCACCUCAAAAAAUUCACAGGAAAGCAGAAGACCCUGAGGUGUAAUUCCUGCGUCUAAGCCGGUGGAAGAGCCAGCAAUCUGUCACCAGGCCACUGUCGGAGGGUUCUUCUGUGCCACCUGGACAGAAAUCGAGGGAUUUGAAGUAACUCCUUAUCUCGAAGCCCAGGAAGAAAAUGCAACAGAGAGAGAAGCCAACAGGUGGGAGGCGACAACCCCGUGGCCAUCAUUGGAGUGCAGAGCAGGGUUCCCUGAAGCCCAUUCCUGGAAUUUUCAGCUGCUCAUACAAUAGUUAUCAAACACACU